AUGUGCCACUUUCAGGUCUCCUCACACUGCUGGUGGGUUCCAUUUUGUCAUAGGGUGCUGGCAGAUUACGGGCCUCCCAUUGCUGCUGCCAGGCCCGUAAUCUGCCAUGGGCCCCUGUACCGCCUCCUCAUGCUGCUGCCAGGUCCAGAGUGUGUCAUGGGUCCCUGUACGGCCUCCCAUUGCUGCUGUCUCCAUCGCCACACUCUGCCAUGUGCCACUUUCAGGUCUCCUCACACUGCUGGUGGGUUCCAUUUUGUCAUAGGGUGAUCUGCCAUGGGCCCCGGUGUACCGCCUCCUCAUGCUGCUGCCAGGUCCAGAGUGGUCAUGGGUCCCUG
Molecule: messenger RNA, 335 nt
Organism: Staurois parvus
Lineage: Eukaryota; Metazoa; Chordata; Amphibia; Anura; Ranidae
Source: the annotation of a GenBank genome assembly